AUGAGAAGUUUCAAUAAGAACAAGGGACUCGCCAAAAACAGCAACACCAGCCCUAGGUCAACAAUCCUCAAAUCUGCAGGAGGUGGAAAGACAGCUUCAUUAGGGAAUCCUUUCACAAAAGUUCAAUUGAGAGAGCUUGAAAGACAGAUUACCAUUUACAAGUAUUUUACAGCUUGUGUUUCGGUUCCUUCUUAUCUUCUCUCAUCCACCCCUACCUCAUCAUGUAGUACCUCAUCAAGUUAUAAUAUUAAUGAUCCCGUGGAAGGAAGAUGUCGAAGAACGGAUGGAAAACAAUGGAGAUGUUCAAGAGGUGUUGGUCCUAAUAAUCAGUAUUGUGAUCGACACAUGCAUAGAGGUACUCGCCGUUCAAAAAAAUCUGCGGAACUUCGCAACAAUCAUACAAGAAAUUAUUCCUCACAUUUUGCUGCAUCCACAUCUUCUCCUCCUUAUCUCCAACCUUCCGUUUCCUCUGAUAAUCGAAACUCUGGUGUCCAAUUAGCUUCAAGUUUUGAGCCUUCAAAUAAGCAACCAAGGAUGCUGAAUGGAGAUCCAAUGUCUCUUGGUGCUUCUAACUCAGGUUGGCACUACAGCAUACCUGUGAAUCAUCAGUGUAUGAAGUCACUUCCACAGUAUAAUACUCUCUUAUACAAUCCCACUCUUGUUCCAAUUCAACCAAGAGGGAUUAGUUCUGCAGACACUGUAGACAAAAAUGCUUCUGCAACAGGUGAAUCAUCCGUUUUAUCUAUUGAUUAUUCAAACAUGGGUCCAUUAGGUGAAAUUUUUAAGCCUUACUCAUCUGUAAAAAGUCUCAUGUAA
Vicia villosa (hairy vetch) is the source of this 816-nucleotide messenger RNA. Its product is annotated as growth-regulating factor 7-like. The transcript has 3 exons. Bases 1 to 816 code for a protein of 271 amino acids. NCBI's taxonomy places the organism in Eukaryota, Viridiplantae, Streptophyta, Magnoliopsida, Fabales, Fabaceae. Gene Ontology annotation, cellular component: nucleus. The record is from RefSeq and is a predicted model, not a curated record. Gene Ontology annotation, biological process: regulation of DNA-templated transcription; DNA-templated transcription; developmental process. Gene Ontology annotation, molecular function: ATP binding.